Messenger RNA from Drosophila grimshawi, 1173 nucleotides. RefSeq names its product epidermal retinol dehydrogenase 2. Gene Ontology annotation, molecular function: oxidoreductase activity, acting on the CH-OH group of donors, NAD or NADP as acceptor. NCBI's taxonomy places the organism in Eukaryota, Metazoa, Arthropoda, Insecta, Diptera, Drosophilidae. The transcript has 6 exons. Gene Ontology annotation, cellular component: lipid droplet. The record is from RefSeq and is a predicted model, not a curated record. The coding region runs from base 131 to 1087 and encodes 318 amino acids.
GAAGCGUUUCGGUUGGGCUGCAGCCGCAUAAAAAAUUAAAGUGCGAGCAACGAUAUCAAUAAUCAAAAUCACCAAUUGCAUAACAGUAAUCAAUCUUUUUACUACUUGGAACUGAAAACCAAAACAAAUCAUGAUUGAGCGCGAAAUUGUGCACUCGACAACAGCUUCUAAGCGCAUUUUUAGCGUCAUGCAAGAUUUUGUGCAAUUUUUGGUACUCUCCGUGCGUAUUUUAUUAGAAUUGAUUAUUGCCCUGGUGCAAUCGCUGUUGCCCCUCAAGCAGAAGGAUAUCAGUCGUGAAGUUGUGCUUAUAACUGGCACUGGCCAUGGCAUUGGCAGGGAGUUGGCAUUGCAUUAUGCCGCCUGGGGCAGCACCGUGGUCUGUGUGGAUAUCGAUGAGAGGAACAACAUGGAAACGGUGCAAAAGGUGAAGCGUUUGAACCGUGGUGCCGUACACAGUUUCAGCUGUGAUGUAUCCAAACGCGAAGAGGUCCUUUCGCUGGCGGAGCGUGUCAAGGGGGAAGUUGGCCCCGUCUCCGUGCUGGUGAAUAACGUUGGCAUUAUGCCAACGCAUCCGUUGGCACAGCAUUCGGCCGAGGAAAUCCAUCGGGUCUUCGAUGUGAAUGUCUUCUCACAAUUCUGGACAAUACAAGCAUUCCUGGGUCAAAUGAAGGAACACAAUCGCGGUCACAUUGUCUGCUUGUCAUCGAUUGCCGGCCUGGUGGGUUUGUCCAACUUGGUGCCAUAUUGUGCAACCAAAUACGCGGUGAGGGGUAUGAUGGAGGCGCUGCACGAAGAGCUCCGCGAGGGACCCUACAAGGAUCUGAUAAAAGUCACAACGAUUUUCCCGUAUAUGACAAACACGGGACUUUGCAAGUAUCCGAAGGUAAAGUUUCCGUCACUUUUGGGCUUGCUGGAUCCCAAGGAUGUGGCCAAACGUAUUGUGGAGGCGCAUCGAUCCGAUUGCUUGGAGGUAACGAUACCUAGCUACCUACUGCAUAUCAAUAACUGGACUCGAUUGUUACCCAGCACCUGUGGUAUUCUCUUAAAAGACUACAUUGACAGUGGUGUGGAAUCUGAUUUGAAAUAAUUAUACAUUUCGCUUAUUUGUCGUAGAAUAUGUGUGUGCGCAUGUGUAUUUAAAAUUAUGGAACAUUAAAGGUAUUGUUAUUCAAA